Pangasianodon hypophthalmus (striped catfish) is the source of this 1803-nucleotide messenger RNA. It is a transcript of the gene ccr9a, whose product is annotated as chemokine (C-C motif) receptor 9a. Gene Ontology annotation, biological process: G protein-coupled receptor signaling pathway; immune response; chemotaxis. NCBI's taxonomy places the organism in Eukaryota, Metazoa, Chordata, Actinopteri, Siluriformes, Pangasiidae. Gene Ontology annotation, molecular function: chemokine receptor activity. The coding region runs from base 177 to 1268 and encodes 363 amino acids. The transcript is spliced from 3 exons. The record is from RefSeq and is a predicted model, not a curated record. Gene Ontology annotation, cellular component: membrane.
CACAAGUGCGUCACACUGUGGUUAAUCCGAAACCUUUAAAGAACAGGGCGCUCACAAACGGCUUCAAACGACAGACUCAACUCAGUUGCAUCCUUCUAACCUCUCUUACUGUGAACUCUGGAACACCUGAAAACAUAUUUCAGACAAGUAUUCAGAGAAACUUCAGAGAAUAAAAAAUGAAAAACAUGACUGACACUUUGGCUACCUUUUUCACAACAGUCACUCCAACAGAUGAUUAUGGCAGUGGUUCUGGUGAUUAUGACUUUGACAGCCCGUGUGAUAAGAGCAUGGUGCGACGCUUCCGCAUGUACUAUGAGCCCCCUUUGUACUUGCUUAUCGUCAUUCUGGGCUUCACAGGGAACCUGCUGGUGCUCUGGAUCUACACGAAUGUCAAGAAUCGCCUGAAGACCAUGACAGAUGUGUACCUGCUGAACCUAGCCUUGGCUGACCUGUUCUUCUUGUGUACGCUUCCCUUAUGGGCUGUGGAUGCCAUGAAGGGCUGGGCAUUUGGCACGGCUCUGUGCAAGGGCACAUCAGCACUGUACAAGAUCAACUUCUUCAGCAGCAUGUUUCUGCUGACUUGCAUCAGCGUGGACCGGUACAUCUCAAUCGUGCAGAGCACCAAGGCACAGAACUCCAAGGAGCUGCGUCUGGCCUGCAGCAAAGUGGUGUGCGUGUUUGUCUGGCUCCUGGCCACCAUAUUGUCCAUUCCAGAGUUUCUCUUUGCCCAAGCCAAAGUGGACUCUGAGGACAAUCAUUUUUGCACCAUGGUCUACUGGAACAAUGAAAACAACCAUACAAAGAUCCUGGUCCUGUCUCUCCAGAUCUGCAUGGGCUUCUGCAUUCCGCUCCUAGUCAUGAUCUACUGCUACUCUGUCAUCAUUAGAACCUUGCUCAAGGCCAAGAACUUUGAGAAGCACAAAGCAUUGCGUGUCAUCCUGGCAGUUGUGAUGGUGUUCAUCCUUUCUCAGCUGCCAUACAAUAGCAUGCUGGUGGUCGAGGCGACACAGGCAGCAAACACCACCAUCACAAAUUGUGCCGAGGCCCGGGGCUUUGACAUCGCCAGCCAGAUCAUGAAGAGUGUGGCUUACAUGCACAGCUGCCUCAACCCGUUCCUGUAUGCCUUCAUUGGGGUACGUUUUCGAAAAGACCUGAAAAGGCUGUACAGAAAGUAUGGAUGCAUGACAUCCAAAUCCGGCAAACAUGGAGGUCCACUUCGCUCUUCUGUCAUGUCUGAUACAGAAAGCACCAUGGCUUUCUCACUGUAAACUCAACCUUGGGAAAGUAUUAACCCAUGAGUUCAGGACUGAGUUCUCAAAAUGCUGCCAGAAAGUUCAUGAAUCUCUGAAUCGUGGUAGAGAGACAGAUUUCUUCUGAGCAACAAAAGUUGCCUCAGAUGAAUGCAGGAUCCUUCUCUAUCUGCCAAAUGCUAAGGCCAGUGAAAAGAGAUGUGUAUGUAUAGAAGCCCGUUAAUAAGGAAUAAUUACACAGAAUGUACAGAGUGGUUAUGUUAUUUUCUCCAUGUCAUAUGUUGUAUUAAAGAAGGCUGUGUUCUCCUUCCUUCAAAGCUAUGUAAAUAACUUUAAGUGAUAUGUAUGACUGAUUAUUUUUAUGUCUGACUUUCAGGACUCCAGGUGUAUCACCUUUGUUUGCUGCAAGAACUUGUACUUCUGUAUGCAUUUUCUUUUUAUCGUCACAGUAUUACAUGGAAAUCAAUGUAAUGCGAAACUGAGCCAGUAUAUAUAUAUAUGUUUGAUGAGACUUUUUUGUACCAAGACUAAAUUAAAUUCCAGUUAAAACUAA